This is a messenger RNA of Rosa chinensis, 1992 nucleotides long. Its product is annotated as rust resistance kinase Lr10. The record is from RefSeq and is a predicted model, not a curated record. Lineage: Eukaryota; Viridiplantae; Streptophyta; Magnoliopsida; Rosales; Rosaceae. Gene Ontology annotation, biological process: protein phosphorylation. The coding region runs from base 299 to 1876 and encodes 525 amino acids. Gene Ontology annotation, molecular function: protein kinase activity; ATP binding. The transcript is spliced from 4 exons.
GCAAAGAUUUUUUUUUUUUCUUUUUCACCAAUUACCCUCGAUAUGUGUGGUUUUGCUUGGGUUUUAUGCCUCUUUUUUUAUUUCUUUCCUGUUUUCUUGUUUUCUUCUUCAAAACGAAGGGAUUGUUCCCUUUUGGUGUUUUCUUUGAUGUACCCUCUUCAGCCCCAAUUUUCCUAUUACCAGAUCUAGUUUUUCUCUCAGAUCCGUUUCAUUCCUUGGUUAUCGCUGAAAACAGCGAUUUUCUCUUAUACCUUCCGCCGCGGUUUAUGGUUUAAGCAGGAUUUACCGGCUAGUGUACAUGGGUCAAUAUAUCCACAAGUCAACAUCGGAUUGUCUAUCCUUUUCGGUAGAUGUCCUUUGGAUCCCUUUGUGGAUCAUCUCCGUUUUCUUUUCCUCUAGUUUUAGAGCUUCGUUGGCGGUGGAAGAGAUUCUCCGUUCUGGAGGUGAUCUGGAAUUUCCUAUUCUCUGUCUCUUGCACUCAGCUCUUUGGGUGUUCGAUCGGGAUGGUGACCGGCACCCCUCAAGUUUACCGGUCAAGUUUCUGCAGCUUCAUCGCGGUGGCGCCGUCUACUGUGUGGCCAUCGGUUGGUUCACGAUUAUCAUCGAGGACAUCUCCAUUAUCAUCAAAGUCAUCCCAGGCUACAUCCUAUACCACGUGCUUGGCCUGCGUAUUAGUUUCUUCAAGGUUGACCAGUGGCUUCUGGUCUCUGUGGUCGUUGACUGCGGAAUAUUCGCAGCAGCAAAACUUUCAAUUGGCUUUCCAUUUGUAAUUGCAAUACUAAUAUACAAAUGGCGAAGGAGGCACUUGUCAAUGUAUGACAAUAUUGAAGACUUUCUGCAGAGUAACAGUAAUCUCAUGCCGGUAAGGUACUCUUACUCAGAAAUCAAAAAGAUGGCUAGCGGAUUCAAGGACAAAUUGGGUGAAGGAGGCUUUGGCACCGUGUACAAGGCAAAACUCCGCAGUGGUCGCCUUGUGGCCAUCAAGAUUUUGAGUAAGUCCAAAACUAAUGGGCAAGAUUUUAUCAAUGAGGUUGCUACUAUCGGAAGGAUUCACCAUGUUAAUGUGGUGCGACUUAUAGGCUUCUGUGUUGACCGUUCAAACCGUGCACUUGUUUAUGAUUUCAUGUCAAAUGGCUCUCUUGACAAGUACAUUUUUUCCCAGCAAGGUGCUAUCUCCUUGAGCUGUGAGAAAAUAUUUGAGAUUGCAGUUGGAGUGGCUCAUGGAAUUCAAUAUCUCCAUCAAGGAUGUGACAUGCGAAUUCUGCAUUUUGACCUCAAGCCUCACAACAUUCUUCUUGACGAGAAUUUUACUGCCAAGGUUUCUGAUUUUGGAUUAGCAAGGCUAUACCCAUUGGAUAAAAGCAUUGUGUCUUUGACUGCAGCAAGAGGAACCAUAGGAUACAUGGCUCCAGAGUUAUUCUACAAAAACAUUGGAGGUGUAUCAUACAAAGCGGAUGUAUAUAGUUUUGGAAUGUUAAUGUUGGAAAUGGCUGGUAGAAGGAAGAACUUGAAUGCAGCCAUAGAUCAUUCAAGCGAAUUUAGCCAAAUGUACUUUCCCACACGGGUUUCUGAUCAAUUGAAUCAAGGGAAGGAGAUCGAAAUAGGAGAUGCCACUGAAGAUGAAAUGAAAAUCAUAAAGAAGAUGAUCAUAGUGGCACUGUGGUGCAUACAAAUGAAGCCUAUUGAACGUCCUUCAAUGAGCAAAGUAGUAGAAAUGCUUGAAGGAGAAAUUGAGAGCCUCCAAAUACCUCCAAAGCCUUUCUUAUAUCCACAGCAAAUACCAGAAGAUGAUGUUGAGGACAAUUUAAGUACUACAUGUGCAUCAAGAAUGACAGAAUCUACAGAGAUCAUCAAUUUGAUUGCAGAUGGAAAUUAAGUGAUUUUGUAUAUGUCAAUAUGUGAUGUUAGGGCCAUGAAAUUUCUCUAUAAAUUUGAUAGCUUAAAAACAUUUUAAGUUUGAAUUAAUGUACGAAUACAAUUAAACUUGCUUUU